AUGCCUGUGCUAGAACUCUUUGAUCAGGUGGAUGAAAAACAAUAUUCAAUUUUAGUAACCGAAGAAGAGUUUAGUAGAGUGGUUGAAGGAGAAGAUUUAAAUUUAGCGAGUUUUCUCCUAGAGAAGGAAAAAGAAAAAAGAAAUUUUAUAGCAGCUUAUAAAAUAAUGCAAGCUCCAGCUUCAGAGGCCUCAACUUCAACAUCUACUCGAAGCAACCAGGAGAGGGGCAUUUCCUUUGUAGAGGAAGAAUGUAAUUUAGAAAAUGGAGAUAUUGAAAACUUUUCGGAGGGCCUGGAAGGCAAAAUAUGAAAUGCAAACUCCACAAAGAUGCUCAUAGCACUUUGUAAAAAAUUUAAUGACCAGUUUGAAACUGGAGUUAAAAAACAUAUAUGGAAAAAAAUAUCGUCAGAAUUAACAAAAAAUUGUCAGAGAAUGUAUACGUAUCAACAAUGUGAUACAAAAUUUAAAGUUUUAAAAAAUAUGUAUAAGUCAGUAAGAAAAUAUAAUAGCCAGUCUGGAAAUAACAAAAAAAGUUGGGAAUAUUAUGGCCUAAUGGAUGACAUUAUGUUCAAUAAGCCAGAGAUAUGUCCAGUUGCUACAUGCUCUAGUGCAAGAGGCCUAAUUACAAAUGGACUUCAGGAGCAGGAUACUAAUAUUGAAGUAUCUCGACCAUCUGCGUGUAGCACUCCACUAUCAGCAAGAGAGUUGGAUGAAAAUUCUACUACAACGAAUGUAAUGAGGAAGAGGAAACAUUAUGAAAAUGCCACAGAGAGAAGACAUCAAGAAAAGAUGUCUAGACAAGAUCGCUAUUUGAGCCUUCUUGAACGAAUAACUGUGGCAGUUGAAAGAUCUUCCACAACUUCUUAA
Messenger RNA from Psylliodes chrysocephalus, 867 nucleotides. Lineage: Eukaryota; Metazoa; Arthropoda; Insecta; Coleoptera; Chrysomelidae. The record is from the annotation of a GenBank genome assembly.